AUUGGCCGCCGCGGCGAGAGAUGCAAAUAAGCCGAGCCGCCUGAAAGGCCGGGUGCGUAAAAGCGCAGAAAGGAGUUCUCGGCUGGUCGGCUUAGGAGCGGAACUGGCGAAGCGCGCUCAGCACUUGGAGCAGCUAUGCAGCGCCGGGGCGCCCGCCUGAGCCGCGCUUGAGCCGCCUGCGCCUCUGCGGGCAUCGGUCCGGGCUCGAGAUCGCGGACGAGGCAGCCCUGCUGGGGACGAUGGUCCCGGAGCGGAGCGAAGUCGCUUGGAGUUCCGCAGGUAAGGCGUGCGCGCCCGUCUCCUCCGCUGGCGAAGGUUUCCUCCAAGGCUCGCGCGCCUCUUCCAGUGGGUCGGGUCUGGAGGCUCGGAUUUGCUCAGUGGGGACUAGCUGCUUGCCCCGCAGACCCGGCUUCCCUAGGGCGCACAUACGAGGCACCGGCUUGUCGCGUUCAGAGACAUACUAUAAUAAUAAUUUAUUGCUUAUACCCCGCCCAACUGGCUGGGUUUCCCCACACUUGCUGUGUGUACACACACACAUAUAUAACGUUGCCAAACCUAUUGUAAAUGGAGUACCCAGUACCUCUGCAAAGCAGUUGCCAUAAAUAAAGUACAGUAACUUUUAUUUCAGUCCUGGGCUGUUGAAAUGUAAAUGUAUCUGAACGCGGCAAGCAUGUGCCUCGCGUGGGUGUACUAGUUGUGUGUUUAUUUAUUUAUUCAUUACAUUGAUAUCCCGCCUUUCCUGCAAGCUGCUCAAAGCGGGGUACAUAACUUCUCCUCUUGCUACCAUAAGUGUCAACUCACUGGGUGCCCGAACAUCCCCAAAAUUCCACAUGAAGGAGCUGGGCACCCACAAAUGUCGGCGCCACGGUCGCGGGGCCAAGUUGGCGCUCCUGCUUGCUAUCCCCGCAACAACUCUGUGAAGUACGUCCGUUACGCUGAGGCAGUGACCCAAGGUCACCCAGCGAGUUUGGUGUCUGGGGGUUUGAACCCCGGCCUCCCAGGGCAGCACUUUAACCGCUACACCACAUUGUCUCUCAUCUCCCUGUCUGUGUGUCCCCCAAAACUUAAUGCGUGAAGAGUUCCUGCGCUUUUUCAACGCACGGGAUCCUAUCCAACUUUUCUUUCUUGCACCCUUCCCUUUCUAAAGUUUUGGGUGCAGGGACGCUUCCAGAGGCGCAGGAGCAGAGCCAGUGCAGUGGUUGGUGGUAAUUAAUAAUAAUCUCCCUGACCUCUCCAUUCCCAUCCUAAACUGGGUCGCCCGCAGUGGGUGUAAGGCGGGGGGAAAGGGGAAACUCUGCAAGAUGCGCCUUCUCGCUCGUGGCUGCAGGAUAGGGCGCAUCUCUGUGCAUUUUUCUCUUCUGUCCCUCUGCCCUGUUGGGUUCCUUUGCAGAAAGCUUCGGUAGUAGCGGAGACCUGCUUUCUCUGCUCAGAUCGCCCUGUUUCUUCGUCCGUCUCCCUCUCACUUCCUCGCCAGUCACUCCUCCUUUCUUCAUUCCUCUCGACGCCCUUUUCCGAGAGGGCUGCCGGUUCCUUGGAAAGGUGGGCGCCACCUCGGAAGCCCUUUCCUCCAGUUGCUGUCCACCGGACCUUGGGGUUAGGGGUGCGCCUAAGGCAACUCUGGGGUUUGGGCACUGGGGAAACAGGGGUGUGCCAUGCCUUAAAACCUGGAAUAGCUCGGUUGGGAGAACAUGAGACUCUUAAUGUUGUGAGUUCGAGCCCCGUGUUGGGCAAAAUAUUCCUGCACUUGCAGGGGGUUGGACUAGAUGACCCCGCGAGGCCCCUUCCAAUUUACAACAUAAUGAUCUCUAUAAUAAAUGGGAGUUCUGGAAGGGGAGAAAUGAAGUGGAUGUUCCACAGAUGCGCCCCUUUUCUGCCUCCCUUCCUCCUUGGAAAAAGCCACCUUUUGCGCGAUCCUUCUUUUGCACAAUGGUUUUAGGCAGAGGGGUCUCCUAUUCCCGUGGCGUCUGCUUACCUUGCGUGCCGCCUAACCUGGCGCACACAACACAAGGAAAGCGGGCAGGCGACGCAGAGGGAAGAUCGGAGAAGCAGCCUGGCUGCCGAAAUGCCUGGAAGCGGCGAGGGCGACUCUCUGCUGCCCCCCACCGAAUAAAGUGCGCGCGAGAAAGAGCGAGUCAGUUCGCAAACUCGUUAAGCAUCUCUGCUCUCCCACUCCAGUGAGAAACUCCGUGGCUGGUUUGGAUUCCUGUUAGAUGAGAUGUGCGGCAUAUUUGUCAUGCUUGCUUUAUUUACAAACACAUGCAAGCGGAGCGUGAGUUCAGCAAAGAGGUCGCAUUACUUACCUCCAGCUGGAUGGAAACUCUCUUUUUCCAAAUUGCCUACUGCUCUUUCUUUUCCCCUGGUUCAGACACGCCUCCCCCCCCCUUCCAUCCCCUGGAGGGAUAUCUCCUCCCCUGAUUCAAAAACAGAGGAUUUCCCAGAAACAACCUCCUAACCUUUACCUCCCAUUGGUGAAUCAUCAGGCAAACAUCCUGGAUUCUCACCUUGCCCCAUCUGCCUAACAAACGAACUCCUUUCUCAUGCUAUCUGUGGGAUGGGCUUUUGCCUCAAGCGAAAGAAGCGCAGCUGAAUGUGACCUAGUUUGAGUUGCUAAUUCUUUGCUUCCUGAGGGACUCUUGUGCCUUUUAAGCCCUUUGUAAUGGGAAGCCUCCUCCAUCUCCUCUUGCAUUCCAAGCGCUGCAAACUGCCGGCGGAGCGCUGUUGUGCUCAGCUCCUCCUGCUUGCAUGCUUCUGGCAAGCAUCUGGAUGGCCACCUUGACAGCAAGAUGCUGGAGUUAAUUUGCCACUGGCCUCAUCCAUUAGGCUCUUCUGGCAAACUGUUCCUAUCAUAGUUUUGCAGCAAGCAAAAUGUGUCAGGGACAGCCUUCCUCCACUGCUGUAUGCAUCUCCUUCCUGGAGAAAACUUUGCCCAUUGACUUCAGCUGUUCAAGGCAAGGAACCUCCAUUCAUAAAAAAAGAGUUGGCCACAACACACCCAACUGCAGCUCUCACUCUCUCUUUCCUCCCACUUAUUGUUUGUAUUAAAGCUGGGCUGAGAGGCAGUCAACCAGGAAGUCCAGUUUCACCAGCUGCCAGGCUGGGGAAGCCGGUCUCUGAUGGGCAGGAGAGCAGCUGUCCUUCUUGUGAGUCACAUGCAAGGCUCUGGGCGGCUUUGUCAUUUACUGAGUUGUCCUGUGUUUAAAGCAUGAGAAGUGAGGCUCUAAAGCACGCACCCCCAACUUUCGGCCCUCCAGAUGUUUUGGACUAAAAUUCCCAUCAUCCCUGACCAGUGGUCCUGUUAGCUAGGGAUCAUGGGAGUUGUAGGCAAAAACAUCUGGAGGGCCGCAGGUUGGGGAUGCCUGACCUAAAGCCUCAGAAAAUUUGGCUACCGCCUGCCCAUCUUCUUCGCUUCCUCCCUAACCCUGUCACUCCAGUGCCUUUAGGACCAAACGAUCUGAUGUUAAGGAUGCCAAAAUCCUUUCAUGCAGUUAAAUAAAUGGCAGAGCUCUUCUUUAAUUUCUGGAAACUGCAAGUGGGGAGAGGGCUCUUAUGUUUUCUUCAUAGCAGCUGUAUAGCGGGCAGGAGAUAGACAGGCAAGCCUUUCUCAGGCCCGGAGAUGCAGAAAUUAGGAAAGCUUCACUUCUUGCAAGACGGGGGCACCUGCGGCCCUGCAGGUGUUGCUGGACUACAGCUCUCAUCAACUCCAACCAGUAUAGGCAAUGGCUGAGGAUGAUGGGAGUUGGGAGUCCAGCAACAACUGCAGGGCCACAGGUUCCCCAUCCCUGGUGGGGGUGCAUCUUUCUCCUCUGCUUGGGAAGCUUGGAGGAGUCGCUCUGAAUUUGGGAGCCAUUUGCAGUGUUCUUGAACUCAAAUUCUUCUUGGAGGCAGUGAUGCAGUGCGGUCGUUUUAGCCCCUGGCCUCAGUGGAUUGACAGGAGGGAGUCCUUCUCUAGAAGCUCGUGUGGGCAUUACUUUCCUGCCUCCAAUAUGGUAGUGUGGUAAGCAGACCCUGUUUCAUUUGAGGGUCCUUCUGCUUAGUGGGGGCCCUGGUGUCUUCCCCAGAGUCCUGCCCUGGCAGUGCCACUGUAGGAGCCAUCAGAACUGUUGCUGGAUCUGGAACAUUGGUUGGAACAAGAGUGAACAGAAGCCUAGCAUGGUGCUCUCAUGGUGAAACAGCUAUAGCAACGUCCCAGUGUGAAUCCAGUCCCAGUAACUUUGUCGUCUACUCUUUUCUCUCUAGGUAAAGACAAAGAAUCCUUUGAAGCUCUGUAUAAGCAAGGCAGCUUGCUGGGCAAAGGCGGCUUUGGGAUGGUCUACGCUGGACACAGGAUUGCUGAUGGACUGCAGGUGAGACUUUGUGAUGGGAGUGGCUGCUGGAGGGGCACUUCGCACGUGAUGCAGCAGCAAGUGUGAGCUUGCAACCGUGUAUGGCAGGGGUCAGCAACCUAAGGCCCAUGGGCCAUAAACGGCCCACGGGGGUCAUUUAACCGGCCCCCAAACUGAGCCACCCGCUUGCCUGGCUAAACCAGCACAGCAUGGCACAGGGACUUGCUUCCACAGUGCCAGAAAUCGCAUCUGCGCAGUCGCAGAUGCCAGAAAUCGUGGGUGCUCAUGCUCAGGCCCACAGAGUAAUCUCCACUGGAGUGAACCGGUCCAGGUGAGGUAAACCUUGCCGACUCCUAGUGUAUGGGAUAUCCCCAAAACAUGGAGGGGGGAGGAGGAAAGGGAAUGUCAUUCUGUUGGGCCAGCAGAAACGCCUGUGCUAAGACAAUCUCCUUAGUGUUACGGGUUCGGGGAAUGUUGCUAAAAGAGAAAUUCUGCAGUCCUGAUCUAGGGAAAGUCUGGCUGUGAUCCUGCUUCAGUCUCUGUGGGUGGAGGGGGUUUAAAAGUGGUGUGAUUUAGGCUCUUAUCUCUCUUGUGUUUUCUCCCAUAGGUUGCAAUCAAGCAUGUUGCCAGGAAUAAAGUUUCCCACUGGGCAGAGCUGGUGAGUUUGUUCGAAAAGCGUUCACCUUCCAUACUGAAGCAACAUUCUGUUGACUCCUUAGUUACCCCUGAACUCCUUGUACUAAGUUUAUUCUUUGUCUUCCUUUUGCAGCCUAACGGGGCGGUGGUGCCUCUGGAAGUGGCGCUGAUGAAGCUCGUGUGCUCAGGAUCUGGCCACCGGGGCGUGAUUCGCCUCCUGGACUGGUAUGAAGGCCCCGAAGGCUUUUUCCUCGUCCUGGAGAGGCCCGAGAACUGCCAGGAUCUCUUUGACUAUGUGACUGAGCAGGGCCCCCUCCCUGAGAAACUCUGCCGCCAGUUCUUCCGCCAGGUGGUGGAAGCCGCUCGCCACUGCCACGAAAAGGGGGUGGUGCAUCGGGACAUCAAGGACGAGAAUAUCCUGGUGGAUUUGCGCACCGGCAACCUCAAGCUGAUUGACUUUGGUUCUGGGGCUUUGCUGAGGGAUUCUGCCUACACAGAGUUUGAUGGUAAGUGUCAAGGUACUGCUGGAGCGUUUUCCCCCCUUUGUAGGGAAGUGAGACCUAAGGGCUCUGGCAGUGGAAAGCUGGGAGCUGCAACUGCUGAGAGCCUAUAUCAAAAUUUACUUCUCAGCUCGACUUCCCAGGGUACUGUCAUCCCCUUGGAGAUGGUUAGGAUCCUGGUCUCAGGGUCUCUAACUUCUGAGCUUGCUUUGAGGUGUGGCCUAUGUUUAUUUAUUCGUUAUGAAUUAUUUGAAGUCCCAGUAAUUGGAGGUUUAAGAAACCCACAAAGCCAGCUCCUGCGCAAAGAUCUGCUCAGUGGGCCUUCUGUAAGGGUCCAUCUUACAGCCCACUUUGUCUAAAGCAGGGACUUCUCAAUCAUGGCACUGUUUUUAUGGCUUAGAAAUGCCAGUCUUGCUAAAUCUGGUGAGUUUCAGGAAACCGACAAAGGCUGUCUUCUUCAGCCAAAGCUCACUAGGCAAAAUUACUGCCAAGAUUGUCUUUCAGAAUCUGGUUCUGAUUAUUUGUUACUAGAUCGCUUGUUGUUCUAUCAGCAUUGCUGGGUUUAUUUUAUUUUUUAACACACACUUUCUAUUUUUUUUCUGCUUUAAUUUCUAUAGAAGUGGUCUUUAAUUUGUUUUAAAUGCAAUACUUAGAGGAGUUUUUUGUUGUUGUUUUUUUUAAAAAAAUUGAAUGUAUCUUAGGCUUGGGACGAUUGGUAACCCAUUGGCUUCUCUCACCAUCUCAGGUACCCGGGUGUACAGCCCACCAGAGUGGGUGGAAUCCCAGCAGUACCAUGCCCUGCCAGCCACAGUCUGGUCGUUGGGGAUCCUCCUCUAUGACAUGGUGUGCGGCGAUAUCCCCUUUGAACGGGACGAGGAGAUUCUGGCUGCAACUGUGGAGUUCCGCACCCCUGUCUCUGCUGGUGAGUGUCUGCAAACUGAGGAGGUCUAGUUAUAAACCCAACAAUGAGUUGAAUUUGAAAUGGUUCUUACAUUUCCCCUACUCAUGCUGAUCCGGCCUCUCGACCGCAGGGCCAUUUACCCUUUGAGAAGGACCUGGGUGGCUCUUGAUAUGAUUUUCUUGUAAGCCACCUAGGAAGAAAAAAAAAAUCCUAAACGGUUCAAGAUUCCCCAUCUCUCCUUCAUUUUUAGCUCGUGCCUAAAAGUUCGUUUUUACUUUGUGCCUAAAAGUUCAUAGGGACGCGGGUGGCGCUGUGGGUUAAACCACAGAGCCUAGGACUUGCCAAUCAGAAGGUCGGCGGUUCGAAUCCGCGCGACGGGGUGAGCUCCCGUUGCUCAGUCCCUGCUCCUGCCAACCUAGUAGUUUGAAAGUGAAAGUAGAUAUAUCAAAGUGCAAGUAGAUAAAUAGGUACUGCUCCAGCGGGAAGGUAAACGGCAUUUCCGUGUGCUGGCCACAUGACCCAGAAGCUGUAUGCCGGCUCCCUCAGCCAAUAAAGCGAGAUGAGUGCCAUAACCCCAGAGUCGGCCACGACUGGACCUAAUGGCCAGGGGUCCCUAUACCUUUUAAAAGUUCAUACCCCAUUCCUACCUAUCUACAGUCUUAAGGACUAGUGACUUUGGUGUGUGUGUGUGUGUACCUUUUAAACAAGGAAUUUCAUUCUCAGUUUCUCAAAUUGGUAAAUCCUUCAUUUAGGAUUGAAUCCCUGCAAUCUCAAAUUCAGAUUACAGUGUACAAAGACCUAACUGGCACAGGGUGGCGGAAUGCCUUUGCAAGCCAAGGCUCCUGUAUAUCCUUGUAAUGUUGGCUCUUCUACUUUCCCAGACUGCCAAGAUCUAAUCCGAUGGUGCUUAUCUCUGGAACCUUCUGAACGGCCAACGCUGGAACAAGUGCUGUUGCACUCCUGGCUAAAGCCUGACCCUCUACUUCAGCCUGAAGAACUGCAGAGCCUAGCAAGCCCUCGGGCCACCGUUUGCAACAGCAGCGGCUGAGAGACUUAAAACCUCUUCUCUUCUCUCCUCCCCCUCUGCGAUGGGGAGGUGGUGCUAAUUUGCUACCGCUGAACCUCAGGCAGCCAGGCUUGGUCACUGGCUGAGAAAGAGUUAACCUGGUUCUACAGGUGUGUGUAUGUGUGCUUGUUUAAAGAGUUUCCCUCUUGUCUAGAGCCACAACUGGGUAGAGAAUUCAGAUGUCGGAGUGCAAAGUCCUCUCAGCUGCCCAAAGGAUGUUUGAAUUCUGGGCCUGCCCAGCAAUCAAACGUAAUUGUACGUGUAAAUACUUGUGUAUUGCAAUUUUUCAGCCUUUCGGAAGAAAAGGAUUCUGGGGUAGGUUUUUGCUGCCCUUUUGUGUGUGUGCAUGUGUGCUAAUUUUUAAAAAGGAAAUGUUUGCAGAUAAAUUUCACUCAAUGAACUCUGAAUGGAAAUCUAUUUAAUAAAAUUUAUUUUGUGAAAGUGAAUCCUUGCUCA
Molecule: messenger RNA, 7881 nt
Organism: Podarcis lilfordi (Lilford's wall lizard)
Lineage: Eukaryota; Metazoa; Chordata; Lepidosauria; Squamata; Lacertidae
Source: the annotation of a GenBank genome assembly